This is a messenger RNA of Macrosiphum euphorbiae (potato aphid), 426 nucleotides long. The record is from the annotation of a GenBank genome assembly. Lineage: Eukaryota; Metazoa; Arthropoda; Insecta; Hemiptera; Aphididae.
AUGCCAUUAAUUACUUCUGAAAAUCCUUUUGGUUUUAACUUAAAAAUAUGUCCUAGUUUAAGUAAUGAUGAAAUACAUCCUAAACCCUACCAAAAAAUGAAUGUUGGCAGAGCAUACUGUUUUUUUAGUGAAAAAACUGCCAUAGCAAUGAAAAUUUAUAGAGAAUUCAAUAUCGAUUUAAUUGUUUGUGGACCAUCAGUUAUAAUUAUCUGCCGAAUAAAUAGUUUAAUCCAGGAUAUGGGUUCCCUAAUUCCUAGCAACAGUCUUACAAAUGCUUCUCCUGAAUAUAAAAUAAUUAAAGAUUUUAUAGACUAUUUGGAUGAAUGGCAUGACAAUGCCAAAAAAAACAACUAUAAUUUUUUGACUGAUGACACAUAUGUAUUUUGGUCUAAAAGUUUCACUAAAGGCCACUCUAGAAAUAUUUAA